UUCAGUUGUCUAUGACAGCUACAAGCUUCAGACGCGUCAUUUGCGUCGAAUUUUAUUAGUUUUUUAAUUAAAAAGUGAAGAAAAUUGUGAUAAGUGUGAUUUUAUACAAAUCUUCGUGAUAAUAUUAGUGUUAAGAUUUGUUAUGUUAUCGUUGUUCGUCGGAAUAAAUAACGAGCUUACCCUGCCUGCAGUGAGUGCCAAGAGCCCCCGAGUCCCAGCCAUUAGAUUGAGUGGAGUGUCCCCUGCCCACACGUAGCCCCAUACGCAGUCAAAAUUCCGCGAGACUCAACGGACUCCUCCUCCAGCAUGGAUCUGGAGAAAGCCCCCGCUCUCCAUGAAGAGGACUCAAAAGUCACCCUCACAAUCAGACUGAUUAUGCAGGGGAAGGAAGUUGGCAGUAUUAUUGGCAAAAAAGGAGAGAUUGUUAAAAGAUUUAGAGAAGAGUCUGGAGCAAAAAUCAACAUAUCAGAUGGCUCAUGUCCAGAGCGUAUUGUCACUGUCACUGGCAACACGACCGCUAUAUUCAAAGCCUUCACACUCAUCUGCAAGAAAUUUGAAGAGUGGUGCUCACAGUUCAAUGAAAGUGGCGGCGGCGGGUCCCGAGCACCCAUCACACUGCGGCUCAUCGUGCCGGCAUCGCAAUGCGGUUCACUCAUCGGCAAAGGCGGCUCCAAGAUCAAAGAGAUCAGAGACGUCACCGGAGCCAAUAUACAGGUAGCGAGUGAAAUGUUGCCGAACUCAACUGAACGAGCUGUUACAAUCAGCGGGACAUGCGACGCCAUUACACAGUGCAUUUACCACAUCUGCUGCGUUAUGCUAGAAAGUCCACCAAAGGGAGCGACGAUCCCAUACAGACCUAAACCAAAUGUGGCAGGACCAGUCAUUCUCGCUGGUGGUCAGGCAUACACCAUUCAAGGAAACUACGCUGUUCCGGCACAAGAUGCGGUGUGCGCGCCCGUGUUCCCCGUGCUGGAGAUGAAGCCGCCCCUGGUGGGUGCGCUGCCGCCCGCGCACCUGUUGCCGCCGCUGCACGAACACCACCUUAUGGGUGGGUUAGCUAAGUCGCCGUUAGCGGGAUUAGCCGCGCUCGGCCUAGGAGGCCUUGGACCUGCAAGUACCGGCGGUCUUAAUCCAGCAGUGUGCGCUCUCCCAGCGUUGGCGGCCUUGGCUGGCUCGCAGCUUCGCACGUCCAACCAGACGCGCAACCAGCCCGCCGCUAACCAGCAGUCGCACGAGAUGACCGUACCCAACGAGCUCAUUGGCUGCAUUAUCGGCAAGGGCGGCACUAAAAUCGCGGAGAUCCGUCAGAUAUCGGGUGCAAUGAUCCGGAUAUCAAAUUGUGAGGAGCGCGAAGGCGGCAGCACUGACCGUACGAUCACCAUCACUGGCAACCCUGACUCCGUGGCCCUGGCUCAAUAUCUCAUCAACAUGAGUGUGGAGCUUCAGAAGGCGAAUCUGGAGGGUAACGCGUCUGGUGCGGGCGGAAGCAGCAGUAGUCCGCUGGCAUCUGCCAUCCCCAUUGCGCAACUGCUCAGCAAGAGUGGCGCGCUAGGUGCUCUCAGCUCCCUGUCCGCACUGGGGGGUCUGACCGACCUGCUGGCAGGUGCCGCUAGCCCGCCCGUACAGACCACCGGCGUGCACCGCUCGCACAAGUUCUCCACGCGCCGCAACGACGACGACCCGCCUUCCAAGAGCUCCAAGGAGCGCAACAAAUACAAUCCCUACUAAACACCAAUGACCCGCUCCACCGGUCCCCGCUCCACACAUCCAAAGAAUAGCGAAGUCGUUCUAGAAAAGUGUCAGGCGAAUUUGGUUCUUAUUUGGUCAUCUGAUGUCUUUCGCGUAGGACUUUGCGCCCCUUCAUUCGACCGAAUGUACUCCUGGUAUAAGAAUUGUAUGUUCCUAAUCGAAUGUCGGUUUCCACUGUCGCAUUCUGUAACGUCAGAGUAAAAUGGAAUUUAUUCUCCCCGUUUUAAAGUCUAAAUUAUUAACUCGCUCUUGUAAAAUAAAAAACACAGGAUUACAGAAUUUUUGCUACUUUAAAAACCUUUGGUCUAUAUUGUUUAGAUGCUACAGAAUUUUGAUGCCCGAAAACACGAUUAUUAGCGUUCAAAUCUUAUACUAAGCGUACUGAUUCCAAUUGUACAGUAAUUCGACAAUAAUAUUUUAUAUUAUGCCCGAUCUCUAUCGAAUUAAAUGUCCAAUGGUUUUUUUGCGAUGUUGUUAAACAAUACAAUAUAAUAUUUCUUACAAAUGUAGUUAAAUCGAUCUCAAAAUAAUUAAAAGAUUGUAAUAUUAAUUAAGUUUCAUAAAUAAUAUUUCUUGACUCUAAUUAAAAACGAUUUCUCCAUUUAAAGACAACGUCGCAAUUUUAAGAAUUUGAAUACAUAUAGGAUAAAGAAACCGGGCGCAAUUGUUAGUCUUGAUUCAUUUGUAAUUUUAAGAACAACGAGCGUUUAUUUGUGACUAUCUUAAAAAAAAAACAAUCAAAAUAUUAGUUUUUUUAAUUUAGACAUUUAUGAUUUAAUACGGAAUUUACAGUGUCUCUACAUGUAACUGUCUAGAAAUGCAUAUUUCGGAUAUUCAUUUGACAACGCAGUAACAUUGAAUGCAUGUAAAGCACUUUAAAUAUCGCAUUUGAAAUUUUAAAGACUGUUUACAUCUACUGAGUUACACACUAGUUGGAAAGUAAUAAAAAAAGCUGGCAACUGGCAAAACAUUGAUGAAUUUCUUUCUAUGAACAGAUUAUAAUCUUAUCUCUUUAAAUAACUUAGAGCUGUAUGCAAACAAAUGCAACAAAAUGACCGUGAAAGUUGCAUUGAUACGAUACAAAAACAACAAAAACAUGAAUGUAUUGUAAAGGCAUUGCCAUGUUAAUGGCAAUCUUACUAUACCUGACCCAGUCCAGGAUUUGAACUGAAAUAUAUUACUUUCCAACCCGUUUUUCUUAGUAAGUGUUCGAUAUAUUAUUUAUUACUUAUAAGUCAUGAUUUAUAUCACUAUAAACAUAAAUGUAAUUUAAUUUUUUAUAGUAUCUCCUUACUUCUCUAACGUCUCAAUUUCCUCUAGGAAUAGGCAUUAUUAGUGACUAUUUAAAUCUUUUUAUUUUAUCAUUUGUUUGACAAAGAAACACAAUCGCAUGGAAAUCAGCAUGUAAUUAAAAUUUGUUGAAAUAUAUUUUAUAUAUUUGGUGUCAAACAGAAAGCAAUAGUCAUGUAACGAUAUCUAGGAAAGUGACAAUAGUAGACAUUACGUAGAAGCUUAAAGGCUGUAGAGUAUACAGAGUGCUUCGCGUUUUAAUGAUUGUAUAGAAGGCUAUUUGUAAUUGAAAUACAGGGUGUCUAGCGAAGAAGUCAAGCCAUACUUCAAUGUACAGGGCAACUUUUAACUUGAGCAUGAUGAAAAUACUUUCGACUGUUUGAAACAAGAAAUAGUUUUUUCGCAUUUACACCUGAUCCUAAUUGUUCAGGAAACUUGAAUUCUACCAUUCACAAUAACUAAUUUGAUGUUGAGAAUAUACUAUAUACUGAGAAGCAACACAAAAAAAUCACAAUAUCUGCUCAAAACCUCUCCUUCUGUGAAUGUAUUUAAUUAAAGUAUUCACUUUUAGUUUUAAAUUAAACAUAUUCAUCCACAAAAUCGUGAGAGGAUUGUUAGUAUUUUAAUUAAUAGAAUAAUUUUAUUGUUGAGUCGGAAAUGUUAAAAGAAAGAAGGCAAAGCCUUUUAGGAUUAGGCUAAACGAUUGUGUGACUAUCACUUUUAACGAUCUUCUUGGCGCAGUGGCGAGCGCUGUGGUUUUAAGUUGGAGGUAAUUUGGGAAUUUAUAAUUUCUUAAUUUUCUCUGGUCUGGUCUGGUGGCAGGCUUCGACCGUGGCUAGUUACCACCCUAACGAUAAAGUCGUGCCUCUUUGCGAUUUAGCGAUAAAAAUAAAAAUAAAUAAAUAUACUACGACAGUACACACAUCGCCAUCUAGCCCCAAAGUAAGCGAUGACACGUAGAAACCGUUUAGGGCUUAUGGGUUUAAUAAAACUGGCAUAGGUACUCCCUAACAGGUUAGCCUGCGCCCAUCUUAGACUGCAUCGUCACUUACCACCCGGUAAGAUUACAGUCAAUGGUUUACCUGUAAUGGAAUGAAAAAUAAAUAAAAGGGGGCCAACCAAAUUAAAUUUUAAAUUCAUUUAUUACAAUUUUACUAACAGGUAUACAUGAAAAAUUACCGACAACCGCAUAUGCCCUGUACUAUUUGAACAAAAGUUAACUGAAGUAUAGUUUGAUGGCGAUAGAUGAGUUUUUACUCUGUGUAUUUUUUUAAAUAACUUAGAACGUGUUUGAUAUAAGAUUAAACAAUGCCAAGAUGAUAGUACGAACUGUUGGUAAACAGUAUAGGUCGUUGAACGGUUUAGUUAUAUUUACACGUUUUAAACAAAAUAAAAUCUCAAUUCAAAUUCGAUAUUUGUUUUAAUAUAAUUAGAACUUCUCUUUUCACUAUAUUUAUAUUGAAAUAUUUGUCAUCAGUUAGUUUAAGGGUAGAUGUAGGACGGGAUGUUUUGUAUUUUAUAAUGGAAACAGGCUAGCGCAGAUUAAGACGUGUGUAUAGGAUAGAAACCGGUCGUUACUUUACGGAAUUACUUGAUAUACAAUAAAAAUUAAGCUUAAUGUGCUAGACCUAGCGAAAAGUUGGAGAAUCUGUACGUUGUAAUUUAUAAUUUCUUCAAUCUUUAUAUUCCACACCAAACAGAUCCUUGGAAAUGUACUCUUUACGCACGUUUCGCUCCAACGCCGGAGCGUCCUUAGGAGAUGUUGACUUAACAAUUACUAAUUUCACAUUAAGAAUUGUCUUUCUGCAAUUCAAACAUUCCUAUGAUGUUCUGCUAGCUUUCAUCCGUAGAAAGGCGAAGGAUUCAUAUUGUCUUAAUCGGUAAGAUUAAGACAAUGUGAAAGCUGAACGCGCUGCUUACGUUGACUAGUAAUAAAUAAAAUUAAUAGAAUUUCUCUUAUCACCUACCAACAGCACUCAUUUAAUUCAAGCACACAAUAUGUUGUAGUUCUCUCGCUUAGAUUGUUUCACGUGCCAUGGGCUAAAUUAAAUGAAAUUAUGUUAAACCCAACCUGGCAGACAAAAAAAGCUAACAUGAACUCAACAAAAAAAACAGAAAAAUACUGUGAUGGUAUUUUUAGUUCAUUUAAAUAAAUAUAACGAAUUUCUCAGCACUGUCUAGUUUCUGAGUCUAAUCGGAGUGAAGUCGAUAUGAUGUGCUCAGACCAUUUUGGCAAAAAGUACUCUAUGGUUUCUGUGAAGUAAAACUAGUAGAUUCCAAGAAGCCAAGUUAAACAUAACAUAACAGUCGCAAUUUUAAAUAGCAGUUCCAGUAUUUACACGUCUCAAUUUGCGCUCAGCCUUAACUAUUUUAGUUAUCGCAGAAAAAAUAGUCAAGGUACGUUUUCUUAGCGCAUGCAGACAAAAAAUGUCGCAGCUAGAUAUGAGCUGUAAAUUCAUGUUUCAAGUAUUUUCUAUGCAAGGUUUAAUUCAAUACUGUUAAUUAAAUUUAACCUUGACUAUAAAAUACUUUGUCUUGUAUGUUUGAAAAUAAAUUUAACACACGAUGUAUAAGUAAGUAAAUCUAGGAAAUAUAUUAAUAUCUUACCUUACUAUUUAAAAGAGCAUAACACCAAAACACAACUUUCCAGUAUACCUAGCAAUAAAAACAAAAAUAAAGAUACAAUUUAGUACCUGCUAAAGUACUAUUUUACGCAUACAACUAUAAAAAACAUAAAAAUAAAAACAAUGAUAAAAAAUUGAAUCUUACAAAUAAGAGCAGCCCAAAUUUCACCCGUGGUUAGCGAAUUCUGGGCUGUAUACAUUUUUUUUUACAAAUACGAAUUUAAACAAUUAUUAGAGUGUACCUAACGAGACGACGAAAACUUAAAUUAUAAAUAUUAUAUGCAUUUAAAUGAAAUUUUGCCAAAAUGCUUUACUUUCUUUCAACUGACUAAACCGUUAUUUGAUAUUAGCAAUUGCACCUAAAUAACCUACAAAAAAUGACUAAUGUUUUAAAAAUGCAAUUUGGCGUGUCGCGACACUGAAACGUACCUUUCACUAUAAUAGGCGAUGAAAAUAAUAUGUUAAACCUUUAUACUAUAUCGUUAGUUAGGGCGAACUUAAAUCGAGGUCCAAUUCGAAUGUUUUAAAAGUUAGAUAUACUUCCAAGUGGAAUGCGGUUUAUUUGCCUGUCAAUAUAUUUUUAUUUAUAAUUAAAAUCAUGUUAACUUAAGAUAAUAGAAAUUUUCUUUUCAGGAAUCGUAUUAUUCGCUAGUAUUGUUAAGAAAAAAGUGUUAAGAACAUACUUAAUAAAAUCAUAAAGUAA
Molecule: messenger RNA, 6366 nt
Organism: Pararge aegeria (speckled wood butterfly)
Lineage: Eukaryota; Metazoa; Arthropoda; Insecta; Lepidoptera; Nymphalidae
Gene: mub
Product: poly(rC)-binding protein 3
Exons: 12
Coding region: 307-1728 (473 amino acids)
Biological process (GO): regulation of RNA metabolic process; regulation of gene expression
Cellular component (GO): nucleus; cytoplasm
Molecular function (GO): mRNA binding
Source: RefSeq, a predicted model, not a curated record